Molecule: messenger RNA, 1157 nt
Organism: Radiomyces spectabilis
Lineage: Eukaryota; Fungi; Mucoromycota; Mucoromycetes; Mucorales; Radiomycetaceae
Exons: 5
Biological process (GO): negative regulation of silent mating-type cassette heterochromatin formation; negative regulation of rDNA heterochromatin formation
Cellular component (GO): cytosol; Rpd3L complex
Source: RefSeq, a predicted model, not a curated record
UCCGACAGGGACUUUUUUCCUCCUUUCAGUCCAAUUUGGGUCAAUUCACUUUUGUGGUUUUCCUUAUUUUUGUUUUUUUUCCACUGACCUCAUUUGCCGCCGCCGCCGCCUCCCGUCCUCCCCACAUAUAUCCUUUAGGUAGUAAUGGAAUAUCAGAAAGACUACGCAUCAGCAAAAACGAAAGCAGCACCCGGUCACAGUAAUCCGCCUGCCACAAAAUGGUUCCAGACUCACGAUGACAGCGACUCUGAUCAAGUGGGAUUGGUACCUCACAAUCGCGGUUAUAAACUGAAGAAAUGGGGUGUCUCCGAUGCUCAAUUUGGAGGAAAUAGACUACGUGCUCCACGGGGAUUACGGGAAGAAACUGAAUAUACAAAAGGAGGCAAGAGACGUCCUGUGCUGAAACGAAAACGUAGAUACAUUGACGACGAUUUACUUGAUGAGGAAGAAGAUCCCUACAAGCUCAUCAACAUGGAAGAUAUCCUGAGUCCCAUCGAAACGCCUACCGACGUGGUGCGUCGACCGGCUCUACGUCGCAUCAUGAAAUCGCCGCAAAUCGAAGCCUUGACGGAAACCGCGAUGGAAUUCAUUGAAAGUGAAAAGAACUUUAAUAAGAUUCUCUGUCGCUUAGCCGCUAUUUUGCACAAUGACGAUCCUCGCUAUCUCGAUUUAUCAUUUGAACGACCUCCCGAUCAACGCAAAAAAUUAAAAUCACAAACACAAGACAAAACCGACGAUUCCACCCAAGACAAAAAGCUAAAUGAUGAAUACCAGGAAACCCAGGAUAAAGAAGAGAAGCCAGAAACCAGCGAAUCAAAGGAACCGACGAAUGAAGAAAACACCGCACCGGAAGCGGAUACAGAAGCGCAAGAAGUGGUCAAAAAAGUCAAAGAACUGCUACUGGAAAAUAUCAAUUUCAGCAACGAAUACCUCUCGCGCUUACAUAAUGCACGUGACAGAUUAUGCAAAGCCCAUAUGCAAAAAGAGACCUUGUGGAAACAGCUCAAAGUGAAUGCCAAAGAAGAAGAUAUUCGAAACCCUAAAUCCUACCGGGACGAUACUGUACUGAAUGGUUAUAACUGAAAAAAAAGGAAAAUAAUGAAUCCGCAUCUAUCAAUUUGAAUAAACGCAUAAUCACGCACCAAAAUUAAACAGUC